This is a messenger RNA of Gryllus bimaculatus (two-spotted cricket), 768 nucleotides long. Lineage: Eukaryota; Metazoa; Arthropoda; Insecta; Orthoptera; Gryllidae. The record is from the annotation of a GenBank genome assembly.
AUGGAUAUGGACUUCUGGGGCGAAGUUGAAGAUAUUGUGGAAAUGGGAACCAGGUAUCUUGCACCUAUAAAAUAUGAAUUUCCUUGUUAUCCGGUCCCUACUAAUGACCAUAGCAGUUGGUGCGCUCAGGAACCCCAAUGGUCUCGAACCGUAGGGCGCUGGUCCUCACCCGAGCAUAGCGCCCCAGAGCCAGGGCAGGUUGAGCAGCAGGUAGGAGGCGACGGCGACGGCCGCCACCUCCACCAGCCCCGGCAGCAGCGCCAGGCGCAGCACGGCGCCGCUCAGCCGGCGCAGCGCCGCCGGCUCCAGCCCCAGCCCCGCCGCCGACAUGAUCAGCGCGAUCGACGCCUGCCUGCAUCACGCACCGCGUUUUCAUUACUCUCUGCUUAUGGACUGAAGGACUAUGGAGAUGAAGUAGCAGUCACGGCAAUAGUGGACAUGGUUAAUUUUUCAUUAAUGAGCGGCGAAUUUCAGUCGGCCUGGAAGACAGCACUUGACCAUCCUUUCCCUAAAAGCGCUAAUUCUACGACGCCUGUUGAUUACCAUCCCAUCAAAUGGGUGCCCCAAGGAGAAAAAAAUGUUGACACAAGGCGCGGCGCCGGCGCCGGAAGAGGGGACAGCGGGGGCUGCCGAAGGUUCGCUUCUAACCUGGCGCGCUGGGGGUGGGGAAGCAAUGAGAGGGCGAACAAAGGUCCCGUGUGGAGAACCACAGGACAACUGCGCAGGGUAAUUGUCAACCAUUCUCAGAAGAGAGAAACUACAAAGUAA